This is a messenger RNA of Impatiens glandulifera, 1755 nucleotides long. RefSeq names its product glucose-1-phosphate adenylyltransferase large subunit 1-like. Gene Ontology annotation, biological process: glycogen biosynthetic process. The transcript has 14 exons. The record is from RefSeq and is a predicted model, not a curated record. Lineage: Eukaryota; Viridiplantae; Streptophyta; Magnoliopsida; Ericales; Balsaminaceae. The coding region runs from base 16 to 1542 and encodes 508 amino acids. Gene Ontology annotation, molecular function: glucose-1-phosphate adenylyltransferase activity.
UCAGUUUCUGAAAAUAUGUACUUCAAUACCCACUUGGCAACUGUGAGUAAUUUGGAAAAUGGGUUUUGGGGACAAAGAAAUUGGUGUCAAUUGGGUAAAGGCUUGAGAAGUGGCAAAUGGGUGAGGAAGAUUGAGUAUGGGAUUUCUUGUUCUGCUGUUACAUCUGAAAAUGGAAGGAAUAUUUUGACUGUUCAAACACCCCCACUUGAAAGACAACGAGUAAACCCAAAAAAUGUUGCUGCAAUUAUAUUGGGUGGUGGUCAGGGGACUCAGCUAUUUCCUCUUACACUUAAAGCGGCUACACCAGCUGUUCCAGUUGGAGGAUGUUAUAAACUUAUUGAUAUUCCAAUGAGUAACUGCAUUAACAAUGGAAUAAACAAGAUAUUUAUCCUCACUCAAUUCAACUCUGCAUCUCUUAACCGUCAUAUUGCUAGAACAUAUUUCGGAAAUGGUGUGAGCUUUGGUGAUGGAUUUGUGGAGGUUCUUGCAGCUACUCAAACAGCUGGAGAAACUGGUCUAAAGUGGUUCCAAGGAACUGCAGAUGCUGUGAGGCAAUUUAGUUGGGUAUUUGAGGAUGCCAAGAACAAGAAUGUUGAACACAUUCUUAUAUUGUCUGGUGACCAUCUUUACCGUAUGAACUAUAUGGACUUUAUCCAGAAUCACAUCGACAGAAAUGCUGAUAUAACUGUUUCAUGUGUACCCGUGGGAGAAGACCGGGCAUCGGACUAUGGAUUGAUGAAAUGUGAUAGUAAUGGACGAGUUGUACAAUUUACUGAAAAACCAAAGGGUGAUGAUCUGAAAGCAAUGAAAGUGGAUACUUCUACUCUCCACGGCUUGUCUCCAGAGGAAGCUGCGGAAGCUCCUUAUAUUGCUUCGAUGGGUGUGUAUGUGUUUAAGGCCGACGUUUUAUUGAACCUUCUGAAGUUGAGAUAUCCAACUUUCCAUGACUUUGGAUCAGAAAUCAUACCUUCUGCUGUGGACGAGCAGAAUGUUCAUGCAUAUGUGUUCCGAGAUUAUUGGGAGGAUAUUGGAACAAUAAAGAGUUUCUAUGAGGCUAAUUUGGCCCUAACAAAAGAGUUUCCAAGUUUCCAAUUCUAUGAUCCAACUACGCCCAUAUUCACAUCGCCUAGGUUCUUACCACCAACCAAGAUUGAUAAGUGCAAGAUUAAAGAUUCAAUAAUCUCACACGGUUGUUUCUUAAGAGAAAGUUGUAGCAUUCAGCAUUCGAUUGUUGGUGAAAGAUCGCGUAUAGACUUUGGUGUUGAGCUUAAGGACUCUUUGAUGAUGGGAGCUGAUCAUUACCAAACUGAAUCAGAGAUAGCCUCUUUACUUGCAGAGGGUAAGAUCCCAAUGGGCAUUGGCAGCAAUACCAAAAUCAGCAAGUGUAUAAUUGACAAGAAUGCAAAGAUAGGGAAAAAUGUCAUUAUCAAGAACAAAGAUGGUGUUGAAGAGGCAGACAGACCCGAGGAAGGAUUCUAUAUUCGAUCAGGAAUCACCAUCAUACUAGAAAAGGCUACAAUCAAAGAUGGAAUGGUUUUCUAAUUUCAACAUUCAACUCAAUCGGAAAAUCAAGAAGAGGACGUGAUGAAGCUGUGUAUGUAUAUUCCUUUCUUGUAUCUUGUAUCUUGUAUAAGAAAUAAUAUCCAUAUAGCUAAUAAUAGGUAGAGAGUUAUAUAUUCCUCCUACUUAUAAAAAGUUACAAGAAUAAGCUGAUAUUAGCAUAUUUGCAAUAAAUAAAAUGGCCUGUUGAAAUCA